AAUCAAUCAUUGGUCCAUCGCUAGCAAGUUACAGCAAAAAAUUUGCUUUGCCAUGUAAAUGCAACACAAAAACAAAAGUGCAAUAUUAAACAAUGUGAAAUGUGUUAAAACUUAAAAACUUUUGCUGCGAGCUCUGCCACACACGAAACCAUCAGUAAAAAAUCAUCCAAAUCAAGCGAAAACCAAGAUUUAGAGCCAGCAGAGCCACUGGCAAAAGACGUCGCCAUGGAAUCCGCGGACGCACUCGUCGAGGAGCAGAAGCUCAUGGCCGAGGCCAAGUACCGCACUUAUAUGACCAAUAUAGACAAGGCGCUGCGCAAUUUCGAGUACUCCAGCGAAUGGGCGGAUUUGAUAUCGGCACUAGGCAAACUCAGCAAGGCGAUAUCGAGCAAUACGCAGUACCAGGUCAUACCCCGGCGACUGAAGAUAGCCAAGCGACUGGCCCAAUGCAUGCAUCCCGCCUUGCCUUCCGGGGUGCAUCUGAAGGCCCUCGAGACCUAUUCGGUGAUAUUCAGCAAAACAGGGCCGGAGCGCCUGGCCACGGAGUUUAUAUACAGUGCUGGGCUAUUCCCGCUCCUUGGUUACGCGGCCAUGAAUGUGCGUCCAGCCUUGCUAGCGAUCUAUGAAACCCAUUUCGUACCCCUGGGUGACAAACUGCGGCCCGCUCUUAGUGGUUUCCUAAAUGGCGUCCUACCUGGCUACGACUGUGGUCUGGAUCACUUCGAGCGUAUUAGCGCUCUUCUGAAACAAGUGUGCAAUGCAGUCAAUCCAAUGCACUUUUACACAGUGCUUUGGGAGUCGGUGGCUAACAAUGCGGCUAUUCGACUGCCAGCCAUCACCUACCUGCUUGAGCACUUUAACAAGCGAUUGGAUAUGCAGGAGCAAAUCUAUAUUAUGGGGCACAAUAGGGAGAUCAUGAUGUCGGCCCUGUGUGUCUGCCUCAACGAUUCGUUGAUCCUGGUGCAGCGAAAUACACUGGAAUUCCUUCUGCUCGGCUUUCCCAUGCACACGGCUCUGCUAUCCGAGGAUGACUUAGUUAAACUUGUCACUAAUGGCCUCAAUACCAUACUCCGCAGAGACAUGUCGUUGAAUAGGAGAUUGUUCAGCUGGCUAUUGGGCAGCGAAGUGGCCAAAAACUCGCCAACAUAUGACACCCUAUCGUUGGACACCUCAAACGCUCCUUUGGAUGAGGAACCAGAACCAUAUUUCGUUCAACACUCGCGACAUAUUCUAAUCAAAGCUUUAAUCACCACUUUACGAUUGAGUUUGGAGUGUGCUCCCAUGGACCUAAAGCCCUACAGGAUAAUGCUAUCCCUUCUCGACAAGGUGGAAAUUGGAAGUGCAGUACUGGAUUACGUUCUCCAUGACAUUAUUCGAGCUAUGUACAUUUCGAGUGGCAAUGCGGAGGCUUUAAAAUCAGCCAACCUGCUAUUUGCCACCUUCGAUCCAGCUUAUAUUUGGAGCUACAUGACCAACAUGUUUGACAGAGCCUGUCAGCAGGAGAACUCCAAGCAGGAGAAGAAACAAGCUGCGGAUACCUCUGGGAAAUACGCAUGCGAGGUGGGAUCCGGAGAUCCCUGUGUUCUUGAGAUUUGUGUUCUGACAGAAUUCCUUUUGGAAACCGUUUCUCUUGAGAUGUACACAGAAACCACAAGGGUGUAUCUUCCCAAGGUAUUCCUGGCCAUAACUCAGCUUCUUUCCCUACACAUGGAUCACAUUAGUAGCAACGAGAUAACUUCGUCAUUGAAACUCUGCAUGAAGAUCGUCUCGAGGGUGCAGCCCAUGAUAACAAGUCCCAUAAAACUGAAUAAGCUGAUAGAGCAAAGCGGUGGCUCGUCGUCGGAUGAAAAGAUUACGGUAAACUCAGCGAGUGAGACCGGAAAGGUAGAGCCUGGAGCUCAGGGUAGUUCCCUAGAGAAGAGCAAGUCUGAUUCUCGGCUUAAUCAAUUUGCGGAGAACGCGCUGCACAGCAAGGAUCCCAACGAUGAAGAGCUUAUCCGGCGCUCAGCCUCCAAUCAGAGCGUGGGUCGUCAAAGUCCCAGCAAAAAGAAGGCCAAGUCAAUUUCUCGACUUUCAGAGUUGGAUAAGGACAUCAGCGCCUCGGACACAGGUCAGCAAUCAUCUUCCGACCUUGAUACCCCGCGGAGCAUUAAGAAACUCAAAGCCAAGGCUAAGGUCCCAUUUAUCCGAAGCCCCAAAAAGCAGCGACCCAAGGACAUUGUUCUGAUACAAUCCAAUGAUUCGGCAGAAAUGGGAGAUGGACCUAGCUCAGAAGAACCGAAGAGUGCUCCACCUAAUCAGUCGCCUCAGUUUCAGUUGGAUGAGGAAAGCCGAGCCACUCAACAGCGCGGAUUCUCUAUUUUGGAGAAGUGCAUCCGUCAGUACGAAAUCUUCUUUGAGGUUUACUUGGCCCGUAAACUGCUUAAUAUUGAAUCGGAUCCAAAUGAAUGCGCAGUGAAAGUUCAGCUACAGCGAACCACGAGCACCAUCCAAUCAUCCAACCUUUUUAUGGCAGAGCAGGUGUUGGAACAUGAGUGUCCCGUGAGGGAGUCACAAAUCGAGCGUUUGUUUAACUUGCUGCGCGUGGACAUUGUGCCGCGUUCCAAGCAGCUGCAGGGGUUACUCAACCGAUCCCUGCCGCUGCCCGCUAGUGCUAGUGAGCUUAGCAGUGACAGUGAAGCGCAGGAAGAAAAGCAACCUAGCCUGCUUAUCGAUGAACAAACCCAGCGAAGUGUACAGCAGCUAGCCGAGCUCCAGUUGAGCCUUCCUCUCCGUGGAGCUGUUAAGCUGGCGGCCACACUUCUGGUGGAGAUGUCGACCUUCCCCAACUGCAAUAAAAACGUUAUUCUUGAUAAAAACGAGCCUGAGUUGCCCAACUGGUUGAAGGUUCUUUGCUUGGUUGCCUGCUUUGCCCAGAGCGAUAAGGAGCUACAGGUAGCCUCCAUUACCACACUUUUUGAUUUGAUAAGUCUACUACGAUCGCAAAUCGAGCAUACGACUAGUCCAGGAGUAACCUUCGUUGUAAUGCUGCCGCUUCUCAAGUUUGGUCAUGUAAGCUACAUGGAGCAGCACACGCGCGUCUUCCAAUUGGUGAGCUCCAUUUUGUGGGAUUACCUAGGAGCAACAGGCAUAGAUCCUGCCCAAAUUGCAGCGCUACUUCAUCAGCUGCACAGUUGCCUGGAAAGUGGUUUGGUGGAAACCGUCAUUGGAAAUAGAAUGCAGGCGCAACAUUUGCUUCAAAUACAGCCACAAUCUCGUACAGAAUUGGGAAAAACUGCUUUACGCAACUUCCAAAUGGAACGCUUGUCGGAUGCCCAGCUUCUCUGUCCCACGGAGUCCACUGAACGAUUAAGAGAAAGUCAGGCCCGGAGCUUCAAGAAGUUCGAGCUACUGUGGCACCUCGGCAGAGAUAAACAGACUACAAGAGGAUUUGAGAAAACGCUACUUAAAGUGCUGGACACCCUCGCAUUACCACAUUACAUGUCCGAGCGUACUUUUGUGACCAACUGGCUGCAGGCGUCUCUGCUUCGAGGAGAUCUUGCUCGCCUGACAAAGCCUCUCUACAAGAUUCUACUCUCAGCCAGCUCCAAGCGGGUAGGAAUCGUCCACAUGCAGCAGUUGUACAGAGAAGCUGAUACCGAGGCUACACCUGCCUUUGAGCGGGAUGUGUAUGCCAUCAGUUCGGAGCAGGGCAACGUAAAAUACCACCACAUGGAGACAUCUAGUGGUGGUAAAAAAAAGAGUCCAAUCAGAAACUUUCCAAAAAAGAUCUUUGGAGUUACAUUGAGUGGCGGAAAAGCCAACAAAGUGUCAAAUUUUGUGAGCGACAAAUCUACUGUAGCUGCUUGUACUGAGGCAACGCAGGAUGUGAACACCAUCGGCCUAAUAAUCAAUCCAUUAGAAAAUGCUAACGAUUUUGACGACGAAACGGAUCUGGAAGAGCCGAGGAUUGAGAUCCCGCAUAAGGAGACGCCCCUGGAGCAGAAACUAGCCAGUGCAAUGGACGAGAGCGAACAAACUUCACAGGAGCAUCCAACCCAUCAGCCUGAUCAAAGCCUCCAAUAUGACCAGGAUAUUACAGACCAUUCUGACAGCAGCGACUUUGAGUCGGAUUCUGAACUUCGCGAAACGAGCUUGGAAAAGGAAGACAGUCUCACGGUUAGUUCUAGUGCUGGAGUCAGUGAUGAUGUCAAGCGCUUUGUGGGUGACUGCGAAAGUGUUACCGAAGCGUUGACUCAGCACGAAAAGAUCAAGAGCCGCAAGUUCUAUCGAUUGACCAGAGAGAAAACACCAGGAGAAACCAGUCUUAACUCUCUAGAACAGAAGGAUCAUGAUAGCAUUCCUGAUCUGCAGGCAGAUGCGCUUCCAGCGGAUGAAUAUUUUAAAGAAGACAAGAAGCUGGGCAAGCGAAAGAAGCUGUUGACAGCUGGCGACAAAAAACGUCUCAGUUGCAUUUCGAAGACUUCCACGGACAGCAACAUUAGUGGUUCCCAUGCAGAACAACCAGAGCAGGAGGAAGAAACGGAACCAGCAACCGAAUCCACCAUCAAUGUGGAGGACAAACGACGUAAUCUCAGUUUGGAGACGAGCAAACUGCAGCCUGAUAUGCAGAAAACUCUUGAGAAGGGGAAACAAAAUGUGGAGAUACUGAGGCAGAAUAAUGCAGCUGCUGCUGCGGCAGCCGCAGCGGCGACGGCAGAAGAGCAGACCAGUCUGCGGAGCUCUGUAAAGAGCACCGUUUCCCUAACGGAUGCGGCACACCUGUACCACAAUCACCUCCUGAUUUACCUUGCAAUUUACGAUACCCGACAGACCUUGUAUGCCUUGCAGACGCUUCGAAACAUUAUCUGCAGCGAUCGUCGAACCUUCCUUUGCCUCUCAAUAACCACAUCCUUUUCAAGUGCAAGUCUGAAACAGCUGCUCGUGAGGCAUCGCAAGAGUAUAUCUGGCAAAGGUUUUGAUGGUGGAGUGGGCAGCUCUGAGUAUGCUCAAGGGUAUCGGGGUUGCAUGCAACUGGAGCUGCUGGUCACGAUCUGUUUGUUCUACGCACGCGGUUACUUCCAGAAAGAAUCUUUGGAUGCCCAGCGACAGCCGCCAACGCUCCAGGACAUUGUAAACAAUAGAAGGAUCCAGCUUGAGAGCAUUGAACUGCUGACCCUGAUCUGCUCGGAACUUAUAGAAAUCGUCAAGGGCAUGGGCAAAGGACUAGCCAACUAUAUCGCCGAUUUGUUGGCACGCGCCAAGCUGCAGAAGGUGAUGCUCCACUGCCUGAAUAGCUCCGUGUGCAGUUAUGGUCGUAGAGCCAACUCUAACAGCGGAAGUUAUGCGGAGCAGGUGCUCAGCUUCAAUGAUCCUCAGGAUGAUCAGUUGCAUGCGGACUGCUUCCAGCUUCAGCUGCUGCGUUUGCUCUUGGCUGUAAUUCGACUGGAGCAUGAGGUUCACCAAUUGCGCCAGGACACACCGCCCGCUGCUGGCGAGGACUCGGCGGGGAAUGCGUCGCCCACUCGCUUAGCAGAUGGUGCGACUACAAAUGUAAAGUAUCUUCCUAACUGUCUAAUAAGUCAGCAACCCAUGUUCCUGGCCGCUGUGUUGGGUGCACUGCAGCAGGAAAGAUUGCGGCAUUUGCACCGCAACUGGACGGAUUUGGUGACCUCCUCGCUCAAUUGUUUUUCCUUUGGCUCACUCACGAACAUUGUGAUCAGCGUAGUGCAUCAAUUAUGCAGUAAUCUGGACCGCCUCUCCAAGCUGGGUUUACCUCAGCAGCGACACUUCCCCCCGGAUUACGUAGUAUCCCAACUGGAGGCACUUACCAUCUUGUGCCACUACUGCUUACUAGACAAUACGCAGCAAACUGCGCUCUCACACCUGUUUAAUCAAGCUUACCCGCAGACCAGUUCAUCGGCUCAGAGCUCUAGCACUGGUCAGUUGCUCAACAGUAUCGUGCAUUCCUUCCUGUCGGCCAGCGAAUCCUCCACUUCAGCGCCGGCUCCAAGGAAUCCACAACUGCAGGCUGCUCGCAAUGCCGUUCUCUCUCAUCUUCCUAGGAUCAUGAGCAGCGUGGCUGCCAUAUGGGAUAGCGAGCUAGGACAAUUGCGCCCUGUUCGCCAGCAGCUUCUUGAGUUCCUAUCGCCAGUGUCACUACAUCAUGGCUGCAACUUCCUGGCUGCCGUGGCCGUCACCUGGCAGCAGCGCGGAAUCGCAUCAAACAUGAGCGGACUGAGCAUCGCGGAGCAGUUUCAGAGAAACUCCAGCUUACAAGCGUGUCCCGCUCAGCUGUCGCUAGUUUCACUAGUGUCUAGCAUCCGUGUAAUGCCCAUGGACUCCUUCGUGAUGACACUACACCACGUAGUACGAUCUCCUCCACCAAUCCAUCGACCACCUGCACAGCUCAGCAUUGAGGUGAGUUCUCUGGAGCUCUUCUACUUCUAUAUGAGAUCUGCUCCAGCACCUCAGUUAGCGGAUGCCUGGAGCUCUCUGCUGGCUCUCAUCCGGGAUGGUUUGAAUCUGACACCACCGGCCCAGUUUGCUUUACUGAUGCUCUUGAACGAGUUUGUCCAGCGCUGCCCGCAGAUGCCAUUCCAGGAUAAGAAAGAGGUGCGAGAACUGCACGAUGUGACCUCUCGAUUGGUGGACUCUCUUUCCAGCGUGGCUGGAUCUUGUCUAGAGCAAACUACCUGGCUGCGUCGUAACCUGGCUGUAAAGGAAGACACCGAUGGGUUGGCCAAAGAUAACAGCGUUGGAGGUGGAGGUCUCCAGCAAUAUUCUCUGCAGGCCCAGAGCGUUCUGGCGGCUAUACUCUCAAAUCUUCUGGACGUGGCAUACGGUUCCCAGGAGAAGGACAAGGUGGUCAACAUAGUGACACCGCUGCUAUAUAAUAUCACACCGUAUUUAAAGAACCACACUGCAAGGAAUGUUCCCUUUUUCUAUGCCUGCUCCGCUCUACUGGCCAGCUUGAGUGGCUACCAGUACACUAGAAAAGCGUGGCGAAAAGAUAUGCUAGACCUUUUGCUGGACAACGCCUUCUUCCAAAUGCAUCUCUCGUGCCUGCCCUUCUGGCGCAUGAUUAUGGACAGCCUUAUGACCUACGACAAUACCACGUUCCGGGAGCUGAUGACCCGAGUCUCACUCUCGCAGGCGGGCAGUCUGAACAUCUUUACAUCGCGUGACCAGGAGUAUGAGCAACGGGCUAUGCUACUAAAGCGGCUCGCAUUCGUCAUAUACUGUAGCGAGUUCGACCAACACAACAAGUACAUGCCGGACAUUCAGGAGCAACUGGCUAACAGUCUUCGACUGGUUCCCAUGGGCCCUUCAGUGCAGGCCGCCGUUUUCCUGUGCUUCCGAGUGCUGCUCCUUCGCAUGUCACCUGACCACGUUACAUCGCUGUGGCCUAUAAUCAUUGCUGAAAUGGUGCAAGUGUUUCUGCAAAUGGAACAGGAACUCAAAUCGGAAAGCGAAGAGAGAAACGUACAAAUGCGUAUGCCUUCAGGGAUUGAUGUAUCCUGGUCAUCUGCUGCUGGAGCUAGCAAUGGCUACAACUCUCAAACUCCCAUGCAGCAUUGGCGUUCUGUGCAGCUAGAGGCCUGCAAGCUCCUGGAAUUGGGCUGUGUGCUUCCAGCCACUAAGCUACCACAUUUUCAGAUGUAUCGUUGGGCCUUUGUGGGCACUGAGUUCGAUGUACAUGAGGAGGAGGUGCGCCUGCCAAAUGGAAGUUCAGAGAAUCUGGCAACCUUGCCCAGCGCUCUGUAUGUGCCGCAUGUGAGGCGCGUGGCUAGGCUGAUGGACAUGAAAUACACCAGCCAGUCGCCGAUACUUCAACGUCCUAGUAAUAGGCAUCUAAUGUUGCAUUUCCAGCAACUGCAAUCGCUUCAGGAAUUGUACGCCUUUUUCACUACGCUGGGAAUCAGUUGCCCUCAGCCCCGUAACUUCGCCGACACGGAAAAUGAUGUAGCUAACUGCCUGCAGGAGAUCGAGGAGGUGCUAGCCAACGAUUUUCUGGAGAAGCUGCCCAGCAUAACCACGCCGAGAUGAAAACCAGCCGUUGCCCACCGGCAGACACAAUCGCAGAUCCAAGCAAAUGGGUCACAGUUCGAGCUCAAGUUGAAUCUGAAUCUGGGUAUGGAGUCUGCCAUGGAGCCGGGCAGCAGUGGCCAAGCUGCCCGCAUCCUGGCCGCCGUGCAGGCCAAGCUAACCAGCCAAAAUGCCGAGACGAGCUUUACGCAUACCCAAAACAUCAAUAACAGCAGCAACAAUAAGAAGACCAACUUUCCAUUUUAUGUUUAAGUAAGAAGAUGAACGAGAAGGUGAUGCCGAGUAUGAUAGCUAGCUAUAUAGAUAGAAAACUGGGUCGAGUAUAUAAUUGUCCGUAGUGAUCGAUCGUUUUAA
Drosophila eugracilis is the source of this 8382-nucleotide messenger RNA. RefSeq names its product protein dopey-1 homolog. Gene Ontology annotation, cellular component: trans-Golgi network; endosome. The transcript has 11 exons. The record is from RefSeq and is a predicted model, not a curated record. Bases 226 to 8028 code for a protein of 2600 amino acids. Gene Ontology annotation, biological process: Golgi to endosome transport. Lineage: Eukaryota; Metazoa; Arthropoda; Insecta; Diptera; Drosophilidae.